AUGAGUCCGUCCACGUCGCCCGAGAGCGGCAUCAGUGCCGGGACCAAGAGGGGCCUGGAGCACACCAGCUCCGGCGUCUUCCCCGCCGCGAGCAGCGACGAGGACGACGGCGGCGGCGAUGGAGCCGGCGGCCGCAAGAAUCUUAGGAUGUCCAAGGACCAGUCCGCCGUCCUCGAGGAGUGCUUCAAGACGCACAGCGCGCUCAACCCUAAGCAGAAUAAGGCGCUAGCGAACCGGCUGGGACUGCGGCCGCAGCAGGUGGAGAACAAGCGCCUCGAGAAGGAGGUGGCCGAGCUCAGGGCGCUCAAGGCCGCACCGCAGGCACACAACGGCGCCUCGGAGGGGCCGCUCACCACCCUCACCAUGUCCCUCUCCCGCAAGCGCGUCGCGUCCACGUCCUCCGCCUCGGCCUGCACCGUGCCCCGUUUUUCUGCCAAUGCCGGCACCGGCAUGCCAAUGCCAUCCCUCAAAGAAUGGCAAUUCUUCUGUGCGUUCAGAGACACCGGAGCGAUGUAUGGUGGUUCUUCGAGGCUCGCGAAGGUGGUCAAGCCGGCCAGAUAG
This is a messenger RNA of Triticum turgidum subsp. durum (durum wheat), 561 nucleotides long. The record is from the annotation of a GenBank genome assembly. NCBI's taxonomy places the organism in Eukaryota, Viridiplantae, Streptophyta, Magnoliopsida, Poales, Poaceae.